AGAUCAGGUACACACAGACAAGCAGAAACACCUGAACAAAGAACAUUACUGAAGCUCAACAUUUUUCUCAGCUCAGGGAUGGAACGAGGACUGAUCCUGUUGGCUGCUGCUGCUUUGAUGGUUUAUGUGGCUCCCGGUGUCCAAGGAACUUUCCAUCUGUCAUUUGCCAAUAACACAGAGGUAAACAUCACUCGAGAUGGUUGUGGGAUGAGUAAAUUGUGCGUGGAAACACCGGAUAACUGUGACCCAUCUACAAGCAAAACCUGUUCCUUUGCCUCCCUAACUGCUACCACUCCAGUGGCUCCAGAUGGCACCAAUGUGAGCUGUGAACUCAGUGGAUCCUCCAGUGGAUACAUGGCACUUGGACUCACUGCAAAUGCAUCAGAGGGUACCACCAUGCUUUUUAUCUGUGCUCAAAACAGCUCAAACAACGGGUCGUUUUUCUUCAGGACAAUGCAGAGAAACAACACUGAUGGUGCUCUCACUCCAACAGAGAGGAUUACCCGUGAAAUUCGAGGCACAGUGAAUGGCAGUGUUAUCAUGUGUGAGUUUGACAUCCCAAACGUGAAUGCCAGCAUGAUGAGAAACACCGCAGCCACUACCUUCAUGGUCCUUGUCGGGAAUGGAACCUUUGAUGGAACUAUGCUUGGCCCCUUCAACACCCUUGUGAACAGCGGCUCUGUGAACAUCGCCGACCCUCUUGCUAAUGUGGCCAACACAACAACAACAACUAUGGCACCCGGCAACGCAACGACAGCAUCAGGAUGUAACAUCAACCCGAAUGCCAUGCUGCUCUUCCUAAGCAUCUUUACGCUGCCUGCCAUGCUCAGAGCCUGAAACGUCCUGGAGGAGAACGCAGAUACCAGUUGGACACAAUGAAGCUGCUGAUGCGCUGGAUUUACGCACAGAGCAGAACUGAGUGUCGCCCUGAUAAGAUAUUCAUGCUGAAAGUAUUUUUACGCUUUGUUUGUACCCACGAUCUUAAUCUCUCUGCACACUUUUUCAGGUUUUGUCAACCAUAAUAUUCUUAGCAUAGCACCACAGAUUAAGACGAUAUUCUUGUUUUGUAAGGGUGGAAACAACCAGAAUAAUUUGACCUGGCGGCACAAGCUGAAACUGCUGCGGUUCAACUAGUUAGAGCUGUUUACCGGAAAAUCUUGGCAGGAAACUGAAACAGACAAAUAGCAUUCAUUGUUUGUGGGAACUCAACUCAAGCCAGGAUUGUUUUUGUUUUAAUAUUUAUGUGAAUGUAACUGUGACUUUGAAAUACUUGUUGAAGGAG
Messenger RNA from Cheilinus undulatus (humphead wrasse), 1282 nucleotides. RefSeq names its product putative ferric-chelate reductase 1. The coding region runs from base 79 to 837 and encodes 252 amino acids. The transcript has 7 exons. Gene Ontology annotation, biological process: regulation of glutamate receptor signaling pathway. NCBI's taxonomy places the organism in Eukaryota, Metazoa, Chordata, Actinopteri, Labriformes, Labridae. The record is from RefSeq and is a predicted model, not a curated record.